This is a messenger RNA of Ceratotherium simum simum (southern white rhinoceros), 3859 nucleotides long. The record is from RefSeq and is a predicted model, not a curated record. Lineage: Eukaryota; Metazoa; Chordata; Mammalia; Perissodactyla; Rhinocerotidae.
GCGCAGUGCAGGCUCGAGGCGCCGCGCCGAGGAGGCUGCCGCUCUGGCUCGCCGCCCCCCGUCACCGCUCCGCACCGGGCACCCGUCGCCGCGCCGCGGGCCAUGGACCUGCCCAGGGGCCUCCUGGUGGCUUGGACGCUCAGCCUGUGGCCAGGGUUCACGGACACCUUCAACGUGGACACCAGGAAGCCGCGCGUCAUCCCUGGCUCCAGGACAGCCUUCUUCGGCUACACGGUGCAGCAGCACGCCAUCAGCGGCCAGAAGUGGCUGGUUGUGGGCGCUCCAUUGGAAACCAACGGCCACCAGAAGACAGGAGACGUGUACAAGUGUCCGGUGACCCAGGGGAACUGCACCAAGCUCAACCUGGGAAGGGUCACCCUGUCUAACGUGUCUGAGCGGAAGGACAACAUGCGCCUCGGCCUCAGCCUGGCCACCAACCCCAAGGACAACAGCUUCUUGGCCUGCAGCCCCCUCUGGUCUCACGAGUGCGGGAGCUCCUACUACACCACGGGGAUGUGUUCACGAGUCAACUCCAACUUCAGGUUCUCCAAGACCGUGGCCCCAGCUCUCCAAAGGUGCCAGACCUACAUGGACAUCGUCAUUGUCCUGGAUGGCUCCAACAGCAUCUACCCCUGGGUGGAGGUCCAGCACUUCCUCAUCAACAUCCUGAAGAAGUUUUACAUCGGCCCUGGGCAGAUCCAGGUUGGAGUGGUUCAGUAUGGAGAAGACGUGGUACAUGAAUUUCACCUCAAUGACUACAGGUCUGUAAGAGAUGUGGUGGAAGCAGCCAGCCACAUUGAGCAGAGGGGAGGAACAGAGACCCGGACGGCGUUUGGCAUCGAAUUUGCUCGCUCAGAGGCUUUCCAGAAGGGCGGAAGGAAAGGGGCCAAGAAGGUGAUGAUUGUCAUCACCGAUGGGGAGUCCCACGACAGCCCGGACCUGGAGAAGGUGAUCCAGCAAAGCGAGAGGGACAACGUGACCAGAUACGCUGUGGCCGUCCUGGGCUACUACAACCGCAGGGGGAUCAAUCCAGAAACUUUUCUAAACGAAAUCAAAUACAUCGCCAGUGACCCCGAUGACAAGCACUUCUUCAACGUCACUGACGAGGCGGCCCUGAAGGACAUUGUCGAUGCCCUGGGGGACAGGAUCUUCAGCUUGGAAGGCACCAACAAGAAUGAAACCUCCUUCGGGCUGGAGAUGUCACAGACAGGCUUUUCCUCUCACGUGGUGGAGGAUGGGAUUCUGCUGGGAGCUGUUGGCGCCUAUGACUGGAACGGAGCUGUGCUAAAGGAGACCAGUAGCGGGAAGGUCAUUCCUCUCCGCGAGUCCUACCUGAAGGAAUUCCCCGAGGAGCUCAAGAACCACGGCGCAUAUCUGGGUAAGAGCCAGAGCCAGAGCCGAGGGUGGCUGAUGGGCGCCAUCCUGUUCACCAUGCACGACAACCGCAGUCUCACCAUCCACCAGGCCCUGCGGGGUGAGCAGAUAGGCUCUUACUUUGGGAGUGAGAUCACCUCGGUGGACACCGACGACGACGGUGUGACGGACGUCCUACUGGUGGGCGCGCCCAUGUACUUCAGUGAGGGCCGAGAGCGGGGCAGGGUGUACGUCUACAACCUGAGACAGAACCGGUUUGUCUAUAACGGAACGUUGAAGGAUUCCCACAGUUACCAGAACGCCCGAUUCGGGUCCUCCAUAGCGUCGGUUCGGGACCUGAAUCAGGAUUCCUACAACGACGUGGUGGUGGGGGCCCCUUUGGAGGACAACCACGGAGGAGCCAUCUACAUCUUCCACGGCUUCCCAGGCAGCAUCCUAAAGACGCCGAAGCAGAGAAUCGCUGCCUCAGAGCUGGCUCCAGGCCUCCAGUAUUUUGGCUGCAGCAUCCAUGGGCAACUGGACCUCAACGAGGACGGGCUCGUGGACCUGGCGGUGGGCGCCCUUGGCAAUGCUGUGAUUUUGUGGUCCCGCCCCGUGGUUCAGAUCAAUGCCAGCCUCCACUUUGAGCCGUCCAAGAUUAACAUCUUCCACAGGGAUUGCAAACGCAGCGGCCGAGACGCCACCUGCCUGGCCGCCUUCCUCUGCUUCACACCUGUCUUCCCGGCAACCCAUUUCCAGACGGCGACAGUUGGCAUCAGGUACAACGCCACCAUGGACGAGAGGCGGUACACGCCGCGGGCCCACCUGGAUGAGGGCGGGGACCGAUACACCAACAAGGCUGUCCUGCUCCUCUCGGGCCAGGAACACUGUGAUCGGAUCAACUUCCAUGUGCUGGAGACCGCUGACUACGUGAAGCCAGUGACCUUCUCAGUCGAGUAUUCCCUGGAGGACCCCGACUACGGCCCCAUGCUGGACGACGGCUGGCCCACUACCCUCAGAGUCUCGGUGCCCUUCUGGAACGGCUGCAGUGAGGACGAGCACUGUGUCCCGGACCUCCUGCUGGACGCCCACAGUGACCUGCCCACAGCCAUGGAGUACUGUCAGAGGGUGUUGAGGAAGGCUGCCCAGGACUGCUCCGCAUACACACUAUCCUUCGACACCACGGUUUUCAUCAUAGAGAGCACGCGCCGGCGGGUGGCGGUGGAGGCCAUGCUGGAGAACCAGGGCGAGAACGCCUAUAGCACCAUCCUAAAUAUUUCACAGUCAGCAAACCUGCAGUUUGCCAGCUUGAUCCAGAAGGACGACUCGGACGGCAGCAUCGAGUGCGUGAACGAGGAGCGGAGACUCCACAGGAAAGUCUGCAAUGUCAGCUACCCCUUCUUCCGGGCCAAGGCCAAGGUAGCUUUCCGUCUCGAUUUCGAGUUCAGCAAAUCCGUCUUCCUGCACCACCUGGAGAUCCAGCUCAUUGCGGGCAGUGACAGCGAUGAGGAGGAGAGCACCAAGCAGGACAACACGGCGCUCCUGCGCUUCCACCUCAAGUACGAGGCUGACGUGCUCUUCACCAGGAGCAGCAGCCUGAGCUACUACGAGGUCAAGCCCAACAGCUCACUGGAGACAUAUGAGGGCACCGGGCCUCCCUUCAGCUGCGUCUUCAAGGUCCAGAACUUGGGCUUGUUCCCCAUCCACGGCGUGGUGAUGAAGAUCACCAUUCCUAUCGCCACCAGGGGCGGCAACCGCCUGCUGAUGCUGAGGGACUUCCGCACUGACCAGGUGAACGCGUCCUGUAACAUCUGGGGGAACAGCACCGAGUACCGGCAGGCCCCCACAGAGGAAGACUUGAGUCGAGCCCCACAGCUGAAUCACAGCAACUCUGACGUCGUCUCCAUCAGCUGCAACAUGAGGCUGGCCCCCAACCAGGAAAUCAAUUUCCAUCUGCUGGGGAACCUGUGGUUGAGAUCCCUGAAGGUGCUCAAGUACAAGCUGAUGAAGAUCGCGGUCCAUGCAGCCUUGCAGAGGCAGUUCCACAGUCCCUUCAUCUUCCGCGAGGAGGAUCCCAGCCGCCAGAUCACGUUUGAGAUUUCCAAGCAAGAAGACUCCCAGAUCCCCAUCUGGAUCAUUGUGGGCAGCACACUGGGGGGCCUCCUGCUGCUGGCCCUGCUGGUCCUGGCACUGUGGAAGCUCGGCUUUUUUAAAAAUGCCAAGCGCAGGAGGGAGCCCAGCCUGGACCCCCCCCCCAAAGUGCUGGAGUGAGGCUCCCGAGGAGGCUGCAAGUCGAUGGGGGCCAGGACCCCAGCCCAGGCGGUGUGCAGGCCCAGGCCCGGGACCCCACCGAGCUGGGGCGGACAGGACGCCAGCUCGCUUUGCACUUGACCUCAUCUCCUGAGAGAGGAGCCUGCUCCCUCUGGAAAGGAAGUCAAGCCAGUUUAAGAGGGACUGCCCUACUGGUUGACCAAGACACCUCCAACACAGAUCCCUAGGGACUUAA